This is a messenger RNA of Xiphias gladius (swordfish), 1720 nucleotides long. RefSeq names its product L-threonine ammonia-lyase. The record is from RefSeq and is a predicted model, not a curated record. Gene Ontology annotation, biological process: L-serine catabolic process; L-threonine catabolic process. Gene Ontology annotation, molecular function: threonine deaminase activity; L-serine ammonia-lyase activity. Lineage: Eukaryota; Metazoa; Chordata; Actinopteri; Istiophoriformes; Xiphiidae.
GUUGUACCGUGGGAGCAGCAGCAGUCAGUGUCCUUUUAUCCCUCGGACACUACACACCGGCUGGAGCAGGAGAGGGAUUCAGAGACAGAGCCUUGUUGGACUGUAGAAGGACAGUGCUUCAACCAGGAUGAACUUUGCUGCCCAGUUAUUCUACUCAAGCUACUUGAGCGAGCGACUUGAGCGUUUGUACUCACCUAGGCCUGCACUUAAAGACAGCGAGGAGAAUGACCCCUUCUGGCAGAGAGAUGAGUUGCAUCUGGGCCCCAGUCAACCUGGUGCCUCUUUCAAAUGCGGCCCCGUCAGUAAUGGCACUGCAGGCCGCAGACCCACCCUCAUUGAACCAGAGCGGCUGAAGGACUUUGGUGAGGAGGAACUUCUCAAUGGCGAUGUGAAGGUCCAGGACACUAAGCUGAUGGGCCCUGAGAUCAUACUCAUGGAGCCCCCGAAAACUAGAAGAGUCAGCGAGUUCAGGAUCGUCCCCAGGCCUCCUGCGCAGUACCUCCGCUUUGAGGACAUUAGCGCAGCAGCCUUCAAGAUCCAGUCAGAGAUACAGAAGACACCCUGCACGUACUCCAGGCUGUCCAAACAGUACGGGAUGGAGAUCUACCUGAAGAAGGAGCACCUGCACUACACAGGCUCUGUGAAGGAGAGAGGAGUGCUGUACCUGCUCUCCUCCCUCACACAGGAGCAGCAGAGAAAGGGUGUGAUCGUGGCCACCGACUGUAACUUCUCCAUGGCCGUGGCUCACCAUGCCGUGGAGCUGAGGAUCCCCGUGUUUGUCAUCAUGCCGUCGUGCUGCUCCUCCCCUCGCCUCAGGAUCUACAGAGACUACGGCGCCAUGGUCAUCUCCUACGGCAGCACCGGCCACGAUUCCCUGAACCACGCCCGCCAUCUGGCCAAGGAGAACGGAUACCUCUAUGUGGAAGAAGAUGAAAGUGCAGUGUACCUGGCAGGACUGGGCACUGUGGGCAUGGAAAUCUAUGAACAAGUGCCCAAACUGGAUGCGGUGGUUGUUCCUGCAGCUGGACAGUAUGGUCUCCUGGCUGGCACCGCCGCAGCCAUCAAACACCUCAACCCACAAAUUCUUGUCAUAGGAAUUGAACCAGAAGGUUUCCCUCUGCUGUUACAAUCUCUGAAAACAGACAGUCCAGUCACAGACAUGCACAGCAACCCCAAUAAGAAACUCUAUGGCGAUCUCGUGGGGCAUUCGCUUGGUGUGAACACCUUCCAGCUGGCAAAGAAACUAGUCGAUAAAGUCAUCUCUGUCAGUGAGGAGGACGCUCUGGUGGCGAUGCUGCGGUUUCAGGAGUUUGAACGCUCCACCGUGGACACAGAGGGUGCCAUGGGACUGGCUGCCAUCCUGGCCGGACAGCUGCCGGAGCUGAGAGGCAAAAAGGUCGCUGUAGUGGUGAGCAGCGCUAACAUGGAGCUGGAGCUGGUGAGGCAGUGUGUUGACCGAGCCCUGGUGCUGGACGACCGGGUCAGUAAGUUCUCUGUGCAGCUGGGAGAAUGGCCGGGGGACAUGGCCAAGCUGCUGGACGUCCUGUCCAGAGAGGACGUCAGGUUGUUGGACAUCUGCCAUCGGAGACACAGUGGCAAGUCAGACCUCUUCAAGGCAAAGGUGGAGUGUGCGGUGGAAACCAGGGAUAAGACUCAGAGCGCUCAGCUGCGCAAGACGCUGAGUGAGCGCUACCCUUCUAUACGCUGGCUGGACCGGUGA